This is a messenger RNA of Vicia villosa (hairy vetch), 1050 nucleotides long. RefSeq lists its product as uncharacterized. Lineage: Eukaryota; Viridiplantae; Streptophyta; Magnoliopsida; Fabales; Fabaceae. The transcript has 4 exons. The record is from RefSeq and is a predicted model, not a curated record. The coding region runs from base 1 to 1050 and encodes 349 amino acids.
AUGUCCAACAAAAAUCAUUUACCACAUUUUUUGAAAUCUGCGUGGAUAACCGGAAAUUUUAAAUAUUUGGGCGAUACCGAAAAUCUGAGCAACGUUACCGGAAAUUUCGAGAAAACAAUGAGGACUAGAGGCAGGGAUGAUACUGUUGCGGGACGGGCCAUCGAUAGAGUCGAUGCUCGUGCUCGAGCUGAUGCUGAUGAGGCUGAUACGUCAGUCUUACGUGCUGGACGCGUUCCUCCGACCGGAGUCUGUGACUGUUGCAAGCAGCCGGUGGCCACUGCUGAGGAGCAGGUACCUGUUACUGAUGAGGAGGUGCCUAGGGUUGAGGAGCGAGUGACUGUGGUUGAGGAGGGGGUUGCGGAGGAGCGGGUGAUGCAUGAUACAGACACUACUACAGCUGCAUCUACUGAGCUAUCAGUAUACACUGAUGGAGUUUUUCCAGGAGGACCUUCUGACAUGUCCAUUUUGACAGGAUAUGCUGACCAUGAGCGUCCAGUGCUGAAGGUCACUUCUCACAGGUCGAAGUUGAAGAACUUCCUUAAGAGACCGAUGCUUGAGCACGUGGCGAGGAUAGUUUGGGACUUCUAUUUGCUGGAAUUUGCUAGAUGCUCCCUGACGAUGCUGGACGCCCCUCUAUUAUUAGCUUUUGUAGAGAUAUGGCACCCAGAGACCUCAUCCUUCCAUCUUCCAUUCGGUGAGAUGGCAGUGACUCUGGAUGAUGUGCAUUCCCUAUUUCACCUUCCUAUUGCUGGUACGUUUUUUACACCAUUUCAUAGGGACCAGGCGACGACGGUGCACAUGGUGAUAGAUGCAUUAGAUGUUAAUGAGCUGGUUGUGCUCAAGGAGUUUGGUGACACUCGAGGCUUUCACCUAAGGAUGUUUUGGUUGAGGAAGGUUUAUCAGCCGCUUGUCGAUGCAGGGAGUUAUCAGGUUGCCGCUAAGGCGUACAUGCUACAUCUAGUAGCAUGUACUUUCUUUGCGCACAAAUUUGGAGUUUAUAUAUAUGUCCACUAUCUUACUCUCUUCAGCGACCUUAAGACCCCGUAUUGA